UUUUUUUUGUGUGUGUGGCUUUUCCGAUCAUGGAUCCCCAAUCGAUGGAUGUUGAGACGGCGAAACGAGCUUCGACGGCGAAGGAGGAAUCUGCCCCUCCUGUCACAAAGAAACCCAAAGUCGAAGAGGAAGAGGAAGAGGAAGACAAUCAUGACGACGACGUAGAUUCUGACAGUGACGACGACGAGAAGAGGAACCGGAGUGGGAUGUGGACAGCUUCGAUGGUCGCGAAUACGAAUCAGAUCCCGAAGUUCGUAAGCUGUUCGCCGACGAGAAGGAUUAUGAAGAAUACCGUCUUGACGAAAUCAAGAUGCUCGAGAGUAAGUCUGGACGAACCAUGUGGUGAAAACAUGACUAUUAAAGAUGACCUGACAGAUCUGGCUUCCUUGUGCAUUAAUAAACUCAACGAGGACAAGGGAACGUGUGUGAAAUUGGUGGAGAUUGUGGGAGCUACUGUAAGUGGGGGAUUUCGAAUGAAGGUUUAUAUAACGUUUAUGGCUCGGGAGGAUGAGAAUGGGCCUCUUGUUGAGUAUCAAGCCAAGGCGUUGAGGUAUUGUGCACAUCGUCAACCUUCCGUUCCUAUACUCUGCCGACCAAGCCCCAAACCCAACGCAGACAUACUCAGACGGGAGCUUGUCAAGAUGAUGAAGACAUAUUGAAGUUAGGCUCGAUCUCUAGUUUGUCUCAGUGUUGGCCGAAAGUUGGGAGUUAUAUCUAUGGAGUUUAGUGUUGUAUCUUAUUAUUUUGGAUAGAGAGGUUUUGCGAGUGGGAGAUAGUGAGAGAGGGAUGAGGAGACAGAGGUUUUGGGACGACUCGACCUAAGAUGAUCGAUACUAGGAUGUUGCUCUUGAGAAGUUUAUAACAUCAAAUUAUCAGAUUUAAGAAUUAGAGAAUAAUUAAAUAGAUUUUGUUUUGGCUUACUUUAUCUAGCUUAAAAUGUUGAAGAGGAUCUGGCUUUGUCAUUCAGAACAGCUAGUUGAAUGUGACAUACCACUAUAUGCUCAAAAUAUCGAGCUUAUUGAUCUCCAAGGUUGUACAAGUUUGCAGAGUUUUCCAGACACGAGUCAAUUACAACAUCUCCGAGUUUCUCAAGUUGCAUACAGAUCAAAAGUUUCCAAGGAGCUCCAAAUAUUGAGGAACUACAUCUUCAAGGAACCAGUAUAAAGGAAAUACCAACAUCCAUUAUGAGCCAUUCCCUCCAAAAAGUUAAGCUGCACCGCCAAAAGCUUUUGAAUCUCCUAGGAAACUUUCAGGAUGUUGAGUAUAUUGAUUUGGAGAGUGUAACAGAACUGGUAAAAGUAAGCUCCCAUAAUCAAGGUUUCGGCAAGCUUGUCUACUUGAACAUGAAAGAUUGUUCUCAUUUACGAAGUCUUCCUGACAUGGUCACUCUAGAAUCUCUCCAAGUUCUACAUCUGUCUGGCUGCUCAAAGCUUGAGGAAAUUAAGGGUUUCCCAAAAAACAUGAGAACGUUAUAUAUUUGGUGGAACCGCAUUACAAGAAGUGCCACAGUUUCCCAAAACUCUAGAAUUCUUGAAUGCUCAUGGUUGUACAUAUUUAAAGUCGGUUUGUUUGGACUUUGAGCAGCUUCCAGUCCACUACACCUUCAGUAAUUGUUUCAAUUCUUCUUUACAAGUGAUUGCUGAGCUCUUAGAGAAAGGUCUGACUAGAAUAGCAAGUUUAGCAAGAUCAGCAAAACAACAGGUUUUUUUUUCUCCUUCUCUACACAUAUAGUCUAAUGUAGUAAAGCGAGCAAGUUAUCUGACUGGAUUUGGCCUUUGAAUAGGGAUUCAUCAAAGCACCUGAAGUCAGCAUCUGUAUUCCUGCUGGCACACGUCAGAGAUCCUCAUUUCUCUUGGAAGAAGGUCCAAAUGUAAUGGCAAACUUAGAUCCUUGGACAAGAAAACCUCUUUCUGGCUUUUUUAUGUCAAUUGUGGUAUCAUUUCAGGAUGAUUGUCACAACACUACAUGUCUUGGCAUUAAGUGCAUAUGCACAUGAAAAGACAUGUUCGACUCUUCUGAUAAAAAAAUAGAGAGAAUGUAUCACUGUUAGGC
Messenger RNA from Camelina sativa (false flax), 2052 nucleotides. NCBI's taxonomy places the organism in Eukaryota, Viridiplantae, Streptophyta, Magnoliopsida, Brassicales, Brassicaceae. The record is from RefSeq and is a predicted model, not a curated record.